AUGCCGUCAAAAUCAGCUGUCACCUCUAAGAUGGCAUUCUUAACUAUGCUUCCAUGUGUGAUUGUGAUUACACUGUUCUGUUUGGCUGUUCCAUUAACCAUGAUCACGAUCGGAAUAACCAAAAUGGACGAUUGCGAAGCUGAUCCAAGAAUCCCAAUUUGGAUGAUUGUAAUUGCUGUUCGAGAGACUCAAUUUUCGGAAGAUGGAGGCAAUGAUACUCUAGUUGACUGGAAAAACAGAAGAAAGAACAAUAAGUCGACUCUUUUCGCUUUCUUGGGAUCCUUCGUCCGAUUGAUUCAAUUUGUCGCGUUCGUUGUCGGAUGCUUCUGGGUAUUCGGAAUCUAUUCUGACAGUGACCGUUGCAAUGGAUACGUUUUCUGGACUUCUUACUUCUAUUGUCUUAUCUCAAUCAUCUUCUACAUUGUCGGUGCUUGUGUCUUGGGAUGUGUCUGCUGCUGUAUAGCUGUGCUGUCAUCUGAUUAG
Molecule: messenger RNA, 483 nt
Organism: Caenorhabditis briggsae
Lineage: Eukaryota; Metazoa; Nematoda; Chromadorea; Rhabditida; Rhabditidae
Exons: 4
Coding region: 1-483 (160 amino acids)
Source: RefSeq, a predicted model, not a curated record